AUGACUAUAAGGAACCAACGAUUUUCUCUUCUUAAACAACCUAUAUCCUCCACACUUAAUCAGCAUUUGAUAGAUUAUCCAACCCCGAGCAAUCUUAGUUAUUGGUGGGGGUUCGGUCCGUUAGCUGGUAUUUGUUUAGUCAUUCAGAUAGUGACUGGCGUUUUUUUAGCUAUGCAUCACACACCUCAUGUGGAUCUAGCUUUCAACAGCGUAGAACACAUUAUGAGAGAUGUUGAAGGGGGCUGGUUGCUCCGUUAUAUGCAUGCUAAUGGGGCAAGUAUGUUUCUCAUUGUGGUUCACCUUCAUAUUUUUCGCGGUCUAUAUCAUGCGAGUUAUAGCAGUCCUAGGGAAUUUGUUCGGUGUCUCGGAGUUGUAAUCUUCCUAUUAAUGAUUGUGACAGCUUUUAUAGGAUACGUACUACCUUGGGGUCAGAUGAGCUUUUGGGGAGCUACAGUAAUUACAAGCUUAGCUAGCGCCAUACCUGUAGUAGGAGAUACCAUAGUGACUUGGCUUUGGGGUGGUUUCUCCGUGGACAAUGCCACCUUAAAUCGUUUUUUUAGUCUUCAUCAUUUACUCCCCUUUAUUUUAGUAGGCGCCAGUCUUCUUCAUCUGGCUGCAUUGCAUCAAUAUGGAUCAAAUAAUCCAUUGGGUGUACAUUCAGAGAUGGAUAAAAUUGCUUUUUACCCUUAUUUUUAUGUAAAGGAUCUAGUAGGUUGGGUAGCUUUUGCUAUCUUUUUUUCCAUUUGGAUUUUUUAUGCUCCUAAUGUUUUGGGGCAUCCCGACAAUUAUAUACCUGCUAAUCCGAUGCCCACCCCGCCUCAUAUUGUGCCGGAAUGGUAUUUCCUACCGAUCCAUGCCAUUCUUCGUAGUAUACCUGACAAAGCGGGAGGUGUAGCCGCAAUAGCACCAGUUUUUAUAUGUCUGUUAGCUUUACCUUUUUUUAAAAGUAUGUAUGUGCGUAGUUCAAGUUUUCGCCCGAUUCACCAAGGAAUCUUUUGGUUGCUUUUGGCGGAUUGCUUACUACUAGGUUGGAUCGGAUGUCAACCUGUGGAGGCACCAUUUGUUACUAUUGGACAAAUUUCUCCUUUUGUUUUCUUCUUGUUCUUUGCCAUAACGCCCAUUCCGGGACGAGUUGGAAAAGGAAUUCCUAAUUCUUACACAGAUGAGACUGAUCAGUGA
Messenger RNA from Manihot esculenta (cassava), 1179 nucleotides. The record is from the annotation of a RefSeq genome assembly. NCBI's taxonomy places the organism in Eukaryota, Viridiplantae, Streptophyta, Magnoliopsida, Malpighiales, Euphorbiaceae.